Molecule: messenger RNA, 1190 nt
Organism: Lytechinus variegatus (green sea urchin)
Lineage: Eukaryota; Metazoa; Echinodermata; Echinoidea; Temnopleuroida; Toxopneustidae
Exons: 2
Coding region: 326-1072 (248 amino acids)
Source: RefSeq, a predicted model, not a curated record
UGACGAAAUAGGCCUAUAGAGGGCGCUUGCUAGAAAUAGUGUCAGGGCCAGCCAGAGUUGUUAUAUAUAUAUACAUAGGGACUGUGUGGGUACAGUCAGUUCAGUUAGGGAGUUCAAUCAGUGCAGGUGGUUGUGUUACAUAAGUGGUCAGUGCAUGCAUGCUGCAGUGCACUCAAGUCAGUUUCAGUUCAGAGUUUAUCACAGUUAGACCUCCAAUUCAGGGUGCAAUCCCUACAGUUCUGCUUUACAUUUAUAUUUGUUGAAGACCUCGAUUGUUCGGAGGAUACGUGCUGUUAACUUCUGAGUAAUAAAGACAAGUUGAAAGAUGGCUCCAUCCAGGAAGGCGAUCUUUUGCAGAGAUUGCGGAAGAAAAUUCUAUGACGGACUAGAACUAAGAAGGCACGUCAGAGAAAAACACCAAUUUGAGGAAAGACAGGAGGACAGGGGACGAGAGGAGCCAGACAAGAGGAAACACAGAUGUGAACGAUGCAAAUAUAAAACAACAAGAUCCUCCAACCUCCGGCGCCACAUGAUGUUGGUGCACGAGAAGAACUUCUGUUCAAGAGACCCACUUGGUUUGGAUGUAACAAGCACAGGUACGUCGCAGGGACUGCAUCCAAUUAGUCCAGUAGCGAUUUCUGUCACCACUUCAAAUGGAUUUCAGACGCCACCAGCCCCUCAGCGCCCUUCUGGCAAGCCCCUUGCAAUGCUGAUGCAAAGUAUGGAGGACACGGAUGAGGAGGAGGAGAAACCAACGUCUCCAGCACAACCCACAGAAACCCCUUUGACUCAACCUCUACCUGAACCUGUUCUGUCACUUUCAUCUGCUUUCUCUUCACGGCCCGAACCUGCUUCAUCUCCAUCUGCUCUAUCUACGCAACUUGUACCAUCUUCUGUCUCUUCCGAAUCGUCUUCUGGGUCUAUCCUUGUCACUGUCGUCGAGAAGAGGGUCCAACGCUUUUAUUCGCGAGGAAAACUUAUCCGACAAAAGGACUCAACAGAAACAUUUUUACAGCUUGUGCCUGCUGCUUGGGACCAGCAACAGGACUGCCACCACCAACUGCAGAAGUGAUUUAAGAGACUGUAUUCCCGUCUAUUCCUGAUGCCUUGAUAUGUUAUGUAUUUUGUUUUUAAAUGAAAAUGGAAUUCUUUCUUUCUUUUGCACUUUUCCAUUCUCUUCUCUGAUGCUC